AUUUUCUGUUGAUCGUAACAGCAAAAGGAGAUUGAGGACUGAAAUGAUUAGUUCGCCACAAGGAGAUCUUAAACAUACAGGUCAUGUUGGUCUCGACGGAGCCUAUUUCGGAGACAUAGCUUUCCUUCGUGCCAUUGGCAAUGCAAACACGACUCCAGGUAAUGGUGAAGCACUUCUUUCCAAUAAUGGCCUGUCUCCGAAUGUCCCUAGGCAAAUAGUGGCUCCUUAUAAGCCUUCUGAAGAUCUAGACGAGCAACCAUUAUUGGCUUCAUCAGAUGGAGGAUGUCUCGCAAAUGCUGAGACUGCAUCUGGUUCUAAUACUGAUGGAGUUAGUGGACGAAAUAGAUCUCAAGUUCCCAAUUUAAAUCUAAAUUUAAAUCUGGAUUUGAGGAAGGACUUCAGCGAUUCCAACGGCAGGAAAGUGAAAUGGUCGAAGGACGAGAAUGAUUUUGCAGACAACAAUGCAGAACCUCAUGAGUACCACGAAAUAUCGGAUGACGAGAACGUAGUCUCUGAUAGUCCUGGAUUUGAGAAGUCAUUUGAUCUCGGCCCAAGCCUGUUGGACGAAAUGGAAAGCAUGUUUCGAAGUCUUGGAAGUCCCAAAGCACCGCCUUCUCCGGCAGUCGAUCACGAUGGCGUCAAUCAAAGAAACGAGAUAAUGGAAUUAUCUAACAGGUUAAGCAGAACAGCCAGUACCGGCAAGAAAAAGCAAGUGAGCGUAAAACCUAUUUCUGCAUCUGACGAACGAGCUUUGGACUGUGCCAUUGCAAUGGCGAAUGAAAUAUCAGCAAGAUCUAUGACCGAUCUGGAAAGUUACAAUGGAACUGUAGAUGGUUUAUCGCACUCGUCCAGACAACAAGCGAGUCCUCAUACUUCGGCCAGGAAGAAAUUCAGUUUUCGGUUUCCUACAUCCGGAAAUAUCAAUUCCCAGAACGGUGGAAGUCCAAGUCACAACCAGGGCAAUAACCAGGCAGGAAGCGCUCAUCAGAAUAGCACGAAUAGGACAGAAUGCAGUUUUUAUCAAGAAGCGCAGAGCAUACCUGAUUUACAGUCGACGAUUACCGAAGAGACGCGAUUGGCCUAUAAUAGCCUGAUCGAGCAGCCUGCAGCCAAUAGGAGCCUGUCGACGCUGAAUGGAAACGUGGUAGUUGCUGUGCCGGUCGUGGCGGCGCCACCGGUUAACCAGGUGGCGCCACUUCAAACUCAGACAACCACUGUUACUACACCCAACAUUACAAGCAUUUUACAAAGUGGUCCUCCAGUCACAAUGGCACCGGUGAUCAGUAGUCUUCAUCAUCACCAGAAGGACACAUUGAGCAGUUCACCGAUGGACGAAACGAAUCCUUUGAGGAUUUUAAAGAGCAGCAAAAACUUUCCAGCGGUGAGGCCUCGUGUGAGGUACCCUGCAGGAACUGAUAAACUAAGGACUCUGCCCAACAUUCGUAGACAUAUCGAUGAUGUUAAUAAUGAUGCCACGUCCAAUUGUGGUGAUGAUGUUAGUGUACCUGAAAGUCCUAGUUAUGUAACAACCACUUCACACGGCGGAGGAUUUUCAUACCCUGAUGAACCCAAUGAUACAACCAAUCACCAAGUCAAUAACCUAGUACCUUUGCCACCAAAAGAUAGAAAUUUGACAGCCUUAUCCAAUCGUAAUGCUGCCAAACGACAUACCAGGAAACAUCCCUUGGUCAUACUACCUGCUACUUCUGGGGUACAAAGAACACUCGACAAAGUCAACCAGAUUACACCUGUAGAAGACCGUCCGCCUCUAACAUUUCCUCCGCAAGUACAAAGAGUGUCACCCACCAAGAUCGUCACGUCACACGUGACCAGCGUCACGUCUCAUCUCACCAACGUGACAUCAUCUCACACCACAAACGUCACGUCACCUUGUUAUAUGAACCAGUGCGAUGUCGUAGACUUUGGUAGUAAAUCCAAACAGGAUAAAGAAUUUUUGGAGAAUAAUUUUACCAGAGAAGAACUUUCGACGUUGAAGCAAGUUGAGUAUGAGAAUAUACAAUCAGGCGAACCGAAAAAGCAGGAAUCGAAAUCUGUGGUUUUGCCAAGGAGACAUCAGUCGUUGAACGAUGUGCCGAGUACGCAGGACGUCGAUAGGGCUUCGAUGGAUUUUGAAAAUUUGGUCGAGUCUGAUUUUAAUUUUGAGACUGAUGAUGCGUUUUACGAGCCUGGCGAAGUGCCUGUCGAUGAAAUAGAUACUGCAGUGUCUGCAGCAGCAAGACCAAGGCUGGCUUCGGCAGAUGCUGCUGUUUCAGUUACCAUACCAGGUGUAAAUCUGGAUAAAAAUACUAUUGCAGAGCAUGAUGUUAGCUGUGAAGAUUUACUGGAUUUUGCAGGCGAACCGAAAAAGCAGGAAUCGAAAUCUGUGGUUUUGCCAAGGAGACAUCAGUCGUUGAACGAUGUGCCGAGUACGCAGGACGUCGAUAGGGCUUCAAUGGAUUUUGAAAAUUUGGUCGAGUCUGAUUUUAAUUUUGAGACUGAUGAUGCGUUUUACGAGCCUGGGGAAGUGCCUGUCGAUGAAAUAGAUACUGCAGUGUCUGCAGCAGCGAGACCAAGGCUGGCUUCGGCAGAUGCUGCUGUUUCAGUUACCAUACCAGGUGUAAAUUUGGAUAAAAAUACUAUUGCAGAGCAUGAUGUUAGCUGUGAAGAUUUACUGGAUUUUGCAGGAAGAAAACCUCCAGGACGUGCACGUGGCGUGGAAUCAGACGAAGUCCGUAUAAUGAACAAAGUUCUAGGAAAAGAAAUGACUCCAGAAGCUUGUCUGGUGUCAUUGGAGCACAUGGACUGGGACGUCCAUCGAGCUAUCAAAUUAGCUCGUUUAAGACUUUUAUUAAACAAUUCAACAAUUGCGACGACUGGUAAUGUUGAAUUGAAGACGGUUAUUGAUAAUUUAAGCAACAAGGACUUGGUGAGUGCUUUGGAUACUGCUAGUUGGGAUAUCACUAAAGCGGCAUGCUGUUUGUAUGAGAAACAUGGGUCGUAGGUAAAAAAUUAUUUUUAUUUUUAUUU
Molecule: messenger RNA, 3027 nt
Organism: Ctenocephalides felis (cat flea)
Lineage: Eukaryota; Metazoa; Arthropoda; Insecta; Siphonaptera; Pulicidae
Product: activated Cdc42 kinase-like
Exons: 18
Coding region: 44-3001 (985 amino acids)
Source: RefSeq, a predicted model, not a curated record